Peronospora belbahrii is the source of this 1584-nucleotide messenger RNA. NCBI's taxonomy places the organism in Eukaryota, Oomycota, Peronosporomycetes, Peronosporales, Peronosporaceae. The record is from the annotation of a GenBank genome assembly.
AUGGUAGAUGCAGAGACAGCUACUGCGGUCUAUGCGCAAAUUGGAAAGAUGCGUGAGAUUGCCAUGAGCAAACAGAUUAAUAUCCCUGAGAAUGCGUACGUGGCCACGAGUGAUAUUGCUACGGCACUUCUUUCGUCAAACGGAGACGAACAGUCUGCUUUGAAGAAGAUCAAAGCCAAGUUUGGUCGUAAGAAACGAGCUUUUCCGCCGGAGAUGAUCCGGAGCAACAAGAAAGGUAAAAGCAUGGGUGGUGAGAAUGGUGGUGAUGAGAGUAGGGCCUCAGCGGAUUAUGACGAAAGACAAUAUGAUGAAGAUAAAUCGAUGGCUCCUCACAAAACAAUUCGUUUGGUGGAAGAAGCUCGUGAGAAAAAAGCUGCAAACCCUGCAAACCAGAAGCUCGUGGAUGCGUUUGCCAACUAUGGCGAGGAACAACUUGAUCGUGGGCAUACUGGUAAAGGGGUGUCACAUUUGCGAGCUGCAAUCCACAUCCGUGACCACCCGGAUGCCAUCACGACUGCUAGACAGGCACGUGCUGUUCCAAUGGUAGGUAGCAAGCUUGCAUCUCAAAUUGAAGAGGUGUUGGUUACAGGGAAGUUCAAGGAUGAGACUUCCGACCAAAAUGUUGGCACGGAUGUUGACAAUCACCAGCGACCCCAGUUGGUGGUCGAUAUCCACAACUCUCGUGCCAAACGUCCCGAGAACCAGAUAUUGGUGGACGAGCUUACGAAAUUUGGUGAACAUGAGCUUUACUUCGGUAGUUCGGGCAAAGGAACGAGUCAUCUUCGUGCAGCACGCGAAAUUCAACUUAGUGAUCAAGUAGUUAAGUCUGGGUCAACAGCCCGGACAAGCAUCCCGCUCGUAGGUGACGUGAUUGCUGACAAGAUUGACCAAAUCUUAAAGCAUGGACGUAUCGUAAAAGACACCGGAGAAACUACAGGAUCGAAAAGCUAUUCGCGCGGCAGUGGUGGUGGUUAUACACUAGCUCCGAUUGUACAAGAUUUGCGAGAGAAACCUGCCGUAUGCUCCGAGAAUCAGCCCAUUGUCGAUGCUUUAGUCGACUACGGUGACAGCCAUUUGAACUCAGGUCACCGAGGUAAAGGGAUAUCGCACUUGCGAGCAGCUCAAAAUAUUCGAGAUUCGAAGACAGUGGUGAAGUCGGGACAGCAAGCAAACAAGGAGGUUGGGAUGGUAGGGAAACGCAUUGCUGCUAAGAUCGAUCAGAUCCUUGAGCAAGGUCAUGCUGAUAGUGACGAAGAUUACGAGUACGAUCCAGAGCAAGAUAAUGAAGAUGAAGGAGCUGAUUAUGGUGAGCUCGACCGUGAUUCGACAGUGCCGCCCAUUGUGCAGGACGUUACGAGCAAGCCUGCUAAAGUUCAAAAGAACCAAGCUUUGGUGGAUGCUCUUGUGGAAUAUGGUGAAGCGGAACUUAACAAACGCCAUACGGGUCGAGGUACGGCAUUUUUGCGUGCAGCACGCCGUAUCCGUGAUGCGAACGUUGCGGUGACCAACGGCGAGGAAGCAAAAAAGCUCGGACGGAUUGGGAACAAGGUUGCGGAGUACAUUGACACGUCUGUGUCUAAUUAG